AUGGAUCCUGAGAAUAUCCUAGUGGAUGAAGGCGCCACCGCAGCACCAGCCAAUGUGAGUGAACCUAAACGAGAAGCAUCGAUGAUACAGCGCAGCGUUCGAGUAAAAAUUCAUCAGCAGCGCCAAUACAGUGCACUGGAGACAUUAAAAACUCAAUUAGAGGAGCUGGAUGAAUCUCAACUAAAUGAAGACCAUCGUGUGACCUUUGAAGAUACUUACAUCGAAGCAAAAACCGCAUUACUGGACCAAUUAGAAGAACUGCAAAGAGUCCAACCGCUCAGUCACAUGAGUAGCACACAAGUGGAGCGGCAAUCUACACAUCGCAUCAAUUUGCCAAAAUUGCAGUUAACGAAAUUCAGCGGGGAGCAGUCGCAGUGGUUGGACUUCUACAAUGUCUUUACCACCCUCGUGCACAACAACAAAGACUUGACAGAGGUUGAAAAAUUUCAAUACCUCAGGUCAUGUCUCACUGACGAAGCCUCGCGACUAAUACAAUCACUCGAAGUGACAAGCAAAAACUACAAUACGGCGCUCGACCUCAUAGUCAGUCGUUUCAACAAUAGCCGUUUAAUCUUCCAGUCACACAUGCAGCAAAUUUGUGACCUCACGAAUUUGUCGUCAUCGAAUACAUAUUUGCUUCGCAACUUCAUCGACACAAUCAACGUCAAUCUUCGGGCCAUGCAGUCACUAGCAACUUCGGAACAAAUCGGGGAAGCAAUUCUAUUACACGUCAUAAUAAGUAAGUUAGAUUCAGCAACUCGAACAAAAUGGGAAGAAGAAGUGGCCAUCAACUGGAAUUGCAGAAGUUCAUCACCUUUAAAUAUACCAACUUGGGCAGACCUUGCUGCAUUCCUUGAGCGUCGCUGCCAGACAUUCAACAUGCUUGAAACCAACAAGGCAGCCAACCAAUGGUCAACCCCGAUGAAAAAACCUUCGCCUAAAACCAGCAACAAAUACGCGUUGGCAGUUGCGAAUUCACACAACAGGUGUCUGCUAUGUGAUUCAAGCCCUCACCAUAGCCCUUUCAGCUGUGAAAAGUUCAUGAAUAUGAACCCAUUGCAUAGAUAUUUUCUUGUGAAGCGUCUUAGCCUGUGUUUGAAUUGCCUGGGUAAGAACCAUACUUCAAGCAACUGUCCGUCCAACCGUAGGUGUCAACAAUGUAAAGUUAGCCACCAUACACUGCUACACAGGAAUAAUGAAAGCGAUGCUAUACCGAAUAUUCGCAACAACAACACCAGUGGUCCGAAAAGCGAGAAUGGCAACCAAGUCACCAUGAAAGCAGAGCAGAUCGGCGGCGAUGUCAUUCUUGCUACAGCCCGUAUUCACUUGUGCAAUUCAUCGGGAUCAUCACUUAUUGUUCGUGCACUUUUGGAUUCAGGAUCACAGCUCAAUUUCAUAACAGAACAUAUCGCACAACAUCUUCGUCUUCCACGGAUCAAACGAAGCAUUGAAGUUAGCGGCAUAGGUGCCACCACGACAAAAACACAUCAGCUUUGUUAUGUAACUAUGAAGUCAAUUCACACCGAAUAUACUUCAAGCUUGGAAGCUGUGAUAAUUCCUACAAUCACAUCAAAACAACCAAGCAGCAGCAUCAUCUCGAAGGGGUUUCAAAUUCCAAACAACAUCAAGCUUGCCGACGAAAGAUUUAGCGAACCAGGUGGCAUCGACUGCCUGAUCGGUGCCGGAAUAUUUUUCGAUCUACUACUUGUGGGCCAAAUCAAAGAUGACAUCAGAUAUCCCAUCCUUCAAAAGACCAAGCUAGGGUGGAUCGUUUCUGGCACAGCUCCAUCGGACUCAUCAUCAUCGCUCACAUCGUUGCCCACAUAUAAAACAUUUCUAGCUGUGGAAAACCAAAUAACUUUAGACAAUUUGGUGGAAAGGUUUUGGACAGUUGAAGGAUACAACAACCCACACAAACUGCUUUCAGAUAACGAAUUGACCUGUGAGCAGUUCUUCAAGCACACUACGACAAGGUGCCCGACAAGCGGAAGGUUCAUCGUCCGCCUACCAUUUAAGGAAACGCCAGUCGCAUUAGGCCAGUCAUACGACAUAGCGUUUCGAAGUUAUCGUGAGUUCAUGCACGAGUAUGAGCAGAUGCAGCACAUGAAGGUUAUCGAAAACGUCAAAUAG
Anastrepha obliqua is the source of this 2130-nucleotide messenger RNA. RefSeq lists its product as uncharacterized. The record is from RefSeq and is a predicted model, not a curated record. The transcript has 3 exons. Gene Ontology annotation, biological process: proteolysis. Bases 1 to 2130 code for a protein of 709 amino acids. Gene Ontology annotation, molecular function: aspartic-type endopeptidase activity. NCBI's taxonomy places the organism in Eukaryota, Metazoa, Arthropoda, Insecta, Diptera, Tephritidae.